CUCCCCAUCGCUCGAAGUUGUCUUAGACAGGAAAAAAGAUGGUUAAUUUCUCAAAGAAAAGGCAAAGCUAAACUUCUCACGUUUUUCAGAAUACCAACAACACAUUUAAAUCCACAGAAAAAGCACCAACCCAUAGUUCUUCGCAAGACACGCACGCUUCUAUCAAUUCUACAGGGCAUGUAUCAUAUUCACCUAUGUCUGUGAGCUCAAAUUUCACGCCCACCAAAAAGACAGACUCUAGCCAGUCUUUAGUACAGAUUCAUACGAAAGAACCUGAUCAUGGUCCAGAACAAGUGCAAGAUUCACCUUUCAGAUUUGACGUUGAGACUGCAGAUAGAUCCGAGAUCUGUGUCUCGCCAACAUGGAACAGCAAUUCUACAAUAAGAAAAGAAAAACGUGUAACAAAACGCCUAGAGGCAGAGAGAAGAGAGCUUGAAAAGCGCCUGAAAAACUUGGAGGAGGCAGAAUUGACAAGGAACUUGAUAUCUUUCAAAAGGGAAUCCCGCCGUCUUACCAAAAAGCAACCCAUGCGCAGCUCAAGCAGAGAUUCGAGCAUAAGUGCAGAUAGGCCUCGGUCCUCGUCCUCGACGUUUACAUCGUUCUUUUCGGGCGUAAGACGAGAAUCCCGAUCUUGUUCAAACUCUAUUAAUGGUUAUGGAAGCGAUAAAGCUCUACCUAGACACCAGUCGACUGGUUCGCCUAGGGAACUACAGAGAUGCGAUGACCCCGACACACAGCAUAGAGCUUCUUUGGCUUUGGCUCUACCCGAGCGGUUUGGGACAGCUAUCUCCAAAGAACUGGCCCAUAAGAACAACGCCUUGCUUUCGAGCUAUAUACCAUCGACAUCACCACAGAGAUCACUGCAUACGACCACGAAGUCUAUAGACGUGCGAGAAUGCUCAAGAAUAUCUCAGGGUACAGAAAUAUACGGAAAGGUUUUCCAAGAUGAUACCGAAGCCAUUUUCCCUGACAACACAACCUCCAUUUCAAAUGCCCAGUCAAGAGCAGAGGAUGAAAUCGGAAAGGCAUUGACAACAAAUAAUGCCUCGAAUGAACCAUUAGACUUAGACCGCACACUAUUCGCAGCAUCCCUUAGCACUGGGAAGAGGGCUUCUGGCAUCGGUCAUUUCCAUGUCGGCUCGUCUAUGGACACAACAUGUCAUUCACACGUGCCCCAAAAGAUGUCUAUACAAGAAGGAAAUAUCAAAUCAAACAUGGAAAGACCUUCGACAUCUUAUACAACAACCAGACUACAGAGUGGUUCUCAGGCACAGAAGGAUACAAAUAUCUCGAAAGAUACUUCUAAUUCUACGAGCAUGAAAACCCCGUCUUUUUCGACCGUCAAAGGCGGCUCACAAGGAAGUUUAUCCAUAAUGGAGUCUACUGAUGAUGUUUCCCAGAACCAUAAAAAAAAAUUCAGACCGUCCCCUCUAUCAGCAGUCCCAACCACCAAUCAUGGAGUUGACGUAAAUUUGGAGGCUAGGGGAACAAAUAUCCCGACAACCCCCAAAGGUUUAGACACGACAAAACAAGCGGGCACUGGACCGCCAACUUCUUCUAAUCUGUUCAAGUCUUCUUCCAAGUUUGCACAGCAAUUGGCAUCUCAGUAUUCUAAGGGAGAGAACCGAAAGCAUUUGGGCUCUUCAUUCAAUGAUUCACAGCCACCAGGGAAUGGUUCACGAGCAGGCUCAGUGACUGGGUCUUCAUGGCCUACCAAUGGGUCAUUGCAUACUUUUGGGCACCGGCUAAAAAACAAACCAGUAUAUUCAUUCGACCCAGACACAGAUAAAGGGGUACAAAGACCGACAACCUUGACAGGCUCACGGUAUUACACCUUGCCGAUUAGUGCAUGGAGGAUUUUCAGAAAUCGUAAUUAACGCAAAGCAGGCCAAGAAAUCGUUCGGUAGUAACGGCUUCUUCUAGAAGUCACAAAUCUGGCGUUCCUCGAGGAAUCCUCGAUUCUAGUUGCCAAGAUGCAUCUCAGUCUUUGGGACGCGUUCCACGACACAUAACCCUU
Messenger RNA from Aspergillus wentii DTO 134E9, 2017 nucleotides. RefSeq lists its product as uncharacterized. Bases 195 to 1877 code for a protein of 560 amino acids. The record is from RefSeq and is a predicted model, not a curated record. The transcript has a single exon. Lineage: Eukaryota; Fungi; Ascomycota; Eurotiomycetes; Eurotiales; Aspergillaceae.